AUGUACUCUAGAUGUGGAGUUUUAGCUUAUGGGAUUAAGGUGUUUGAUGAAAUGCCUGAAACAAAUCUCGUUUCUUGGACUUUGAUCAUUUCAGCUGCAGUUCAAAGUGGGGAAUUUAAAUUGGCUUUGGACGUGUAUUUGGAAAUGACAAGAAAUGGGUUGAGACCUAAUGAGUUUGCUGUUGGAAGUGUUAUGAAAGUGUGUGGUUGUAUGGGAGCCACUGACCUUGGUUUGUCUAUUCACGGUUUUGCUUUGAAAAUUGGAAUUGAAACGAACCCGUUUGGGGGUUGUUCUAUUUUGAAUUUCUAUGCUAAGUUGGGAAAUAUUGAAGGGGCUGAACAGAUGUUUGAUUGCAUAAAUAGUGUUGAUACUGGCUGUUGGAAUGCUAUGAUAGGAGCAUAUGCACAAUGUGGGUUUGGUUUUGAAGCUUUGAAGUUUGUAUCUUCAAUGCGAUGUAAAGGAAUAAAUAUGGACAAAUACACCUUUAUCAAUGCUCUUCAGGGGUGCUCUGUUGUGGGUGAUUUAAAUACCGGAAAACAGAUGCAUGGAUUGAUUAUUCGCAAUGAAGAGGAAUGUAGCAUCUCAGUGAUGAAUGCUCUUAUGGAUAUGUACAUAAAAAAUGGUGAAAUGGAUUCUGCUUUCAAAAUUUUCAAAAGGAUAUCUAAUAAAGAUGUUGUAUCAUGGAAUUCUCUCUUUGGGGGGUUUUCUGAAUAUGAUAAUCUAAGAGAAAUUGCAGAGUUAUUCCAUGAGUUUCUGCUAUCUGGCAUAAGGCCGAGCCAUGUAACUUUCUCUGUACUGUUUAGACAAUGUGGAGAAGUACAUGAUCUUAAAUUUGGGCUUCAGCUGUAUUGCCUUGCACUGCAUUUUGGAUUUCUUCAUGAAACAAAUGUCACAAGCUCAUUAAUCUAUAUGUUCUGUAGGUGUGGGGUUGUGGAGAUGGCGUGUCUAGUUUUUGACAACGUACUUUACAAGAAUAUAACCAUUUGGAAUGAGUUAAUCUCAGGGUAUAAUUUCAAUAGUUGUGACAUGGAAGUUCUAAAGACAUUUUGUAGUUUAUGGCAGUCAGGUUUUGAAGUAAAUGAAUUUACCUUCUUCUGCACUUUGGAGGUUUGUUGUAGAUCUGAAAACCAACAAAUGGGUAGACAGAUACAUGGUGUUGUUAUUAAGUCUGGUUUUUCUCAUUCUGGAUAUGUUUGUAGUUCUUUAAUUAAAUCUUAUGUUAAAUUUGGACAACUAGAUGAUUCUUUUGAGUUCUUUAAUGGGCUUGAGAGAUUAGAUACAGCAUCCUGGGCGACCAUGAUAUCUACAUUGGUGCAUCAAGGCUAUAACUAUGAUGCACUCAGAUUUUUCCACUACUUGAUAGAAUCUGCUGAGCAGCUUGAUGAGUAUAUUUUGGGUAGCAUUCUAAAUAGUUGUGCCGACACUGGAGUUUAUCAACAGACUAGAUCUAUCCAUCCAUUUAUUAUCAAAUUGGGAUUUGAUGCUGAUGUUUUCGUUGCUAGUGCUGUUAUAGAUGCUUAUGCAAAGUGUGGGGACAUUAAGGGCGCUAAAAUGGCUUUUGAUCAGUCAUUUAAAUCCACUGAUGUGAUUAUAUAUAAUAGUUUGAUUAUGGCUUAUGCUCAGCAUGGUCUUGUUAAAGAAGCAAUGGAAAUCUUUGACAAAAUGAAGUUGGCCAAUCUAAAGCCUAGCCAAGCCACCUUUGUUUCAGUUUUAUCAGCCUGUAGUCAUAAGGGUCUUGUUAAACAAGGAUGUCUUCUGUUCAAAUCAAUGACCUUACAAUAUGGAGUAGAACCAUCUCCUGAUAAUUAUGGUUGCUUAGUGGAUAUGCUGUCAAGAAAUGGAUACCUUGAAGAUGCUGAACAUGUAAUUGAGGUAAUGCCCUUUCCACCUUGGCCUGCUGUUUAUAGAUCCUUGAUUAGUGGUUGUAGGAUACAUGGCAAUAGAGAAUUAGGAGAACGGACUGCUAAGAAGUUACUUCAGCUGCUUCCUCAAAAUGAUUCUGCUUAUGUAUUGUUGUCAAAAGUGUAUUCUGAAGGUGGCAGUUGGGAAGGUGCGGCAAAAGUGAGGAGGGGUAUGACAGAAAAACAAAUUCUGAAAGGCCCUGGGUAUAGCUGGAUUGAGACAUUGAAUCCUUGAGGAACUCUUAUUUGUCCAUGUUCUAAAAGCUGUUCGGCCACUGGGAAUAUUAGUUUAUUGGGCUGAGGUCUUUCAUAUCAAUUUAAGCAAAAUUUUGGGUGAAAAUUUUCUUGGUUUACGAAGUCCAGUUAUCUUUACAUGUGAUGGAAGAGCUGCUUGGACACUGAUGAUUCAAAUUUAUCUUGAUGAUUGGUUCUUUGGAUAGCAUUAUUUCCCUUUCUGUGAAGAAACACAGCAUGACAGAGAGGAGUAAGUGAAUGUAUUUUUGAACGACAUUGUAUCUUGGAACACUGCAAUGUCGCCAUCGGGAAUGGCCGGUGCAGAGGCCUUUUUAAUUUAGUUGAAACCAAAAUUCCAGUUGGUUGAAUUGUUUGGACACCAAGAAGCUGCAGGUGAAUGAUACUACCUAGCAAGUGAGUGUAAGCAGAGGUCACAAGCCCUUGGCAAGUACAACACUGAAGUCAAGGUUGAGAAAAACAUAUGUAAUGCCGAAUGGUAUCGUUUAUGUCGGUAAUCAAUUCAAUUAUGUAGAGUAGAAAAACAUAGGCAAUUUUGAUCCAAAUAGUUUUGUAUUUAGUUCCAUGAUCUAAUGGUUUAGAUACUGGAACAAGCUGUUUCAUGUCAGCCAUGUUAGUUGCUGGAGAUGCUCCAUUAAUAUGAAAAAUUUAGCUUUUUUUUUUUUU
Molecule: messenger RNA, 2819 nt
Organism: Pistacia vera
Lineage: Eukaryota; Viridiplantae; Streptophyta; Magnoliopsida; Sapindales; Anacardiaceae
Product: pentatricopeptide repeat-containing protein At3g09040, mitochondrial-like
Exons: 2
Coding region: 1-2136 (711 amino acids)
Biological process (GO): RNA modification
Molecular function (GO): RNA binding; protein binding
Source: RefSeq, a predicted model, not a curated record